AUGAAGGCAGUACUGGUGUGUGUCUGUGUGCUGGGGCUGGUGUGGCAGGGCUACGCGGCGCAGUACCACGAGCGCGUCGGCAUACCGAUGGCGCGCCAGAUUGGGCUCCAAGAAUCCAUGCGCAUUGCUGGCGGCCUCGCCUCUUAUAACGGGGAACAUCCAUUCUUUGCGGGACUGAUAAUCACAUUGAAAACCGGAAUAACCUCGAUUUGUGGAGGAACCCUGCUGAGCCAUUACCACGUCGUCACCAUUGGUCAGUGCUGGUACGACGGGGAGAAUGAAGGCCGAGAGAUCCAGGUAGUGCUAGGCACUGUGACCCUCUUCAGCGGAGGCACCAGGAAGACGGCGGAGACUGUGACCCUGCACCCUGAGUUUAACCCUUUCACCCUCGCCAACGACAUCGCCAUGAUAGUCAUACCAUACGUUUCCUUCAGCACCUACAUCGCUCCUAUAGUUAUACCAGUCGGAUAUUUCAGCACAUUUGCAGGCUACACUGCUGAAAUUAUAGGUUACGGGAGAACAUCUCCGGAUGCUCCACUGGGAGGGAACUCCAGCUUGAACGAUGUGUACGUGAAGGUGAUGAACAACACGGAGUGUAACCGGAUAUACGGAGACGUGGUGACCAGCGACAUGAUGUGCACCAGCGGAGCCGGCGGGAAGGGAGCCUGCGCCGGCGACUACGGCGGCCCGCUGGUGCUGCGCCGGUACAUCGGAGCUUCAGGCCAGGAUAUGCUGGUGGGACUGGUAUCGUUCACGGCUGCGGCUGGCUGCAACGCCGGCUACCCGACUGGGUAUACCCGCAUCACCUCACACCUGCGCUGGAUCAAAAAAUACGUGUAA
Molecule: messenger RNA, 840 nt
Organism: Spodoptera exigua (beet armyworm)
Lineage: Eukaryota; Metazoa; Arthropoda; Insecta; Lepidoptera; Noctuidae
Source: the annotation of a GenBank genome assembly